This is a messenger RNA of Plenodomus lingam JN3, 1383 nucleotides long. It is a transcript of the gene RPT5, whose product is annotated as 26S proteasome regulatory subunit 6A. Gene Ontology annotation, cellular component: proteasome regulatory particle, base subcomplex. Lineage: Eukaryota; Fungi; Ascomycota; Dothideomycetes; Pleosporales; Leptosphaeriaceae. The record is from RefSeq and is a predicted model, not a curated record. Gene Ontology annotation, molecular function: proteasome-activating activity; ATP hydrolysis activity; ATP binding. Gene Ontology annotation, biological process: proteasome-mediated ubiquitin-dependent protein catabolic process.
AUGUCAACACUCGAAGAUCUCGACGACCUUGAGCGCCACGAGAAGGAGGAGAAGAAGGAUGAAGACAAGAAAGACGAUGGCAAGGACGGCAAGAAGGCCGACGGUGAUGCGGAGAUGAAGGAUGCGGAGCCAGAGGAGGAACAGCUCGACGAGGAGAUCCUCAACUCAAGUACACGCGACAUCAUCGCGCGGCGGCGGUUACUGGAGAAUGACAUGCGCAUCAUGAAGAGCGAAUACCAGCGUCUCACGCAUGAGAAAGCAUCGAUGAAUGAGAAGAUCAAGGAUAACCUUGAGAAGAUUGAGAACAAUCGACAACUACCGUACCUUGUCGGCAACGUCGUCGAGAUUCUUGAUCUGGACGUAUCAGCGGAGGCAGCGGAGGAAGGUGCAAACAUUGAUCUCGAUGCCACCCGCGUAGGCAAGUCUGCAGUCAUCAAGACAUCGACGAGGCAAACCAUCUUCCUGCCCCUCAUUGGCUUGGUAGACCACGAGAAGCUCAAGCCUGGCGAUCUCAUCGGCGUAAAUAAGGAUUCAUAUCUAGUCCUGGACACACUACCUGCAGAAUACGACAGCAGAGUCAAGGCCAUGGAGGUUGAUGAGAAGCCAACGGAGAAGUAUACUGAUGUUGGCGGUCUCGACAAGCAAAUUGAGGAGCUAGUCGAGGCUGUUGUAUGGCCGAUGAAGGAGGCGGAGCGAUUCAAGAAGAUCGGCAUCAAAGCACCAAAGGGUGCUCUCAUGUACGGCCCUCCUGGUACCGGCAAGACGCUUUUGGCACGAGCCUGCGCUGCACAGACCGACGCCACCUUCCUCAAGCUCGCCGGACCACAACUCGUACAAAUGUUCAUUGGUGAUGGCGCGAAGCUCGUGCGUGACUGCUUCGCCCUAGCAAAGGAAAAGGCACCCUCGAUCAUCUUCAUUGACGAACUCGACGCCGUCGGCACCAAGCGAUUCGACUCUGAAAAGUCUGGUGACAGGGAAGUGCAACGAACCAUGUUGGAACUUCUCAACCAGCUCGACGGUUUUGCGUCUGAUGACCGGGUCAAGGUGCUCGCAGCGACGAAUCGGGUAGAUGUCCUAGAUCCUGCCCUGCUCCGUUCCGGUCGUUUGGACAGGAAGAUUGAAUUCCCGUUGCCCAACGAGGAGGCUCGGGCACAGAUUAUGCGCAUCCACUCACGGAAAAUGACAGUGGACGAGGGUGUGAACUGGCAAGAGUUGGCUCGCAGUACGGAUGAGUUUGGUGGUGCGCAGUUGAAGGCUGUAUGUGUUGAGGCUGGCAUGAUUGCUCUGCGAACGGGUCACCAAAAGAUUAGCCACGAGCACUACGUGGAUGCCAUUUCUGAGGUGCAGGCGAAGAAGAAGGACACGGUCAACUUCUACGCAUAG